Messenger RNA from Diprion similis, 1318 nucleotides. RefSeq names its product H/ACA ribonucleoprotein complex subunit 1 (gene Gar1). Gene Ontology annotation, molecular function: box H/ACA snoRNA binding. The record is from RefSeq and is a predicted model, not a curated record. The coding region runs from base 58 to 747 and encodes 229 amino acids. Gene Ontology annotation, biological process: snoRNA guided rRNA pseudouridine synthesis; ribosome biogenesis. NCBI's taxonomy places the organism in Eukaryota, Metazoa, Arthropoda, Insecta, Hymenoptera, Diprionidae. The transcript has 4 exons. Gene Ontology annotation, cellular component: box H/ACA snoRNP complex.
CAUCGAAUGUCCGUCCCGUCGCCGUUUUCAUCGUACACGGGCGAAUAGUUGAACAGAAUGUCAUUCCGGGGCCGAGGGGGUGGAUUUGGUAGAGGCGGUGGAGGAGGCGGUGGUGGAUUUCGUGGAGGAAGAGGAGGCGGAGGUUUUAGAGGAGGCCGAGGAGGUGGCGGCGGAGGUGGAAGAGGCGGUGGCGGAGGUGGCUACAACAGAGGAGGUUUUGACCAAGGUCCACCUGACCAGGUAACAAACCUUUGCCAUUUCGUGUGGACGGUUCAAGACGACCUCGUAGCCAAGGCAGACAUCGAAGACUUGCCAUAUUUCAACGCCCCCAUAUAUACUGAGAGUAAACAACAAGUUGGCAAAAUAGACGAAAUUUUUGGCAAUAUCAGAGACUACUAUGUGUCCAUUAAAUUAAGCGACAACAUAAAGGCUUCCAGCUUUGAGAAAGACACAAAGCUCUACAUAGAUCCUGCAAAACUUUUACCACUACAACGAUUUUUACCCAAACCACCUGGCUCUGUUCAAAAACGUGGAGGUCGUGGAGGUGGUGGACGCGGAGGCGGCAGAGGUGGUGGUUUUGGCGGAGGUCGAGGAGGUGGCAGAGGCGGAGGAGGUGGUCGAGGUGGAUUUGGCGGACGAGGUGGUGGUGGCGGAGGCUUCAGAGGUCGAGGAGGUGGGGGAGGCAGAGGAGGAGGUGGAUUUGGUGGGAGGGGUGGUGGAGGCGGAGGUGGAAGAGGACGAUGGUAGAGUAAAAUAUUGUCUUAUAAGAUACAGAAUGUAAAGAAAUAAUUCAAUGUAAUGAAUUACAACUAUACCAAUCGAAGUUUUCAUUUCGAAAAAAUUAUCCAAUAUUGAUCGGUGAUAGAUAAAAAAAAAUAUCUAACAUAAUUUCAUAUAACUAGAUCCUCUGACCUCAAAUGGAAGCAUACAUGAUGUGCUACUUAUUACGUUCUAGUAAUAAUGAUAAUAAUAAUUCACCGAUUAAAGUAUAUACAAACAACAGAUCCCAUGUAAUGCAUUUUUUCUCACGCUCAAAAUACAUACAUCCUACAGCUUCUAUCAGUCUGUGUCUAGUAGGUAAAAGAGAGGUUUCUAAUACUUUGAACAUAUGACCAACAUGUCUUGGGUCAAAACUUUUUUAUAUCAACUGAUAAUAAUGACUAAGCAUUACCGAUUGCAACGAUUGACUAUGUGGAGAAGUUAGAUUUGAAACUAUUUUUUUAAAGCCAAUUUCUAUUCCAUCUAUAAUUAUUAUUAAAUAAGAGAAAAAUAUCUAAUACUGUAAACUACAACUCAGAUGUUAAAUAAACUCACGAAA